Pichia kudriavzevii is the source of this 1194-nucleotide messenger RNA. RefSeq lists its product as uncharacterized. Gene Ontology annotation, cellular component: mitochondrial inner membrane. Gene Ontology annotation, biological process: protein insertion into mitochondrial inner membrane from matrix; mitochondrial respiratory chain complex IV assembly. NCBI's taxonomy places the organism in Eukaryota, Fungi, Ascomycota, Pichiomycetes, Pichiales, Pichiaceae. Gene Ontology annotation, molecular function: membrane insertase activity. Bases 1 to 1194 code for a protein of 397 amino acids. The record is from RefSeq and is a predicted model, not a curated record. The transcript has a single exon.
AUGUUUGCACUCAGAUCAACUAUCGUGCGUUGCGGUUUACGUUCUUCCGCCAAUCGUUCUGUUCCUCUAGUCGGACUCCGUGCAGAAAGCCCACUUUUAUCUGCAGUUAGAUUUAAUUCUUCAGAAUCAGGUGAGUCUAAAACUUCACAAAUCUUACAUAACAUCGAGAAUAUCAUUGAUUCUGAAGAACGUAAGAUUGAUGACAAACUAGGUUUUGAUGAAGACCUACUUGCCAAACAGGAACUGUUGUCACAAACCGACCUAACAAGCGAUCAGUUAGGAUAUUUGAAAUCCGUUGGUUUGGUUGAUGGCUGGUGGCCAAGUGAUCUGAUCCAACAGUCUCUUGAAUAUGUACAUGUCUUCAGUGGACUGCCAUGGUGGGCAACUAUAGCUGUCACCACAAUAGGUUUCAGGCUUUUACUAUUUCCCCUAUUUAUGAAAUCGUCUGACACUAUGGCUAGAUCGCAAGCCAUUAUGCCUGAAACUAAAAAAAUAAGAAAGGAAAUGACCCACGCAAUGUCUGUUGGUGAUAGAGCUUUACAACAAAGGAAACAGCUUGAAUUAAGAGUUUUAAAUCAGAAAAAUGGUGUCAAGUAUUCAAGGAUGUUUUUAUCUCCAGUUACCCAAAUGGUUUACUCUGUUGGUUCUUUCUUUGGUAUUAGAGAAAUGGCCAACUUACCUGUUGAUGGUUUAACAACUCAAGGUACUUUAUGGUUCGAAAAUUUGGCAAAUCCAGAUCCUUAUAUUGGUUUACAUUUGAUAUCCGCAUCAUUGUAUUCCAUUGCCUUCAAAUUUGGUGGGGAUACAGGUAAUGCACAGUUUGGUGGUACAAUGAAAAAGGUGUUUAUGGUUUUGCCGUUUGCUUCGAUUGCUUUCACGUUCAAUAUGAGUGCGGCAGUUAUGGUGUACUUUAGUGCUAAUGGUCUAUGUUCUAUUAUCCAAUCACAAUUAUUAAGAAACGCAUCAUUCAGAAAGAUGACCGGCAUGUACCCAUUACCAAGCAAAGAGCAGCAAGCCAAGAUUCAGCAGAAGGGUGUUCUCGACAACUUCAACGAAACUUGGAAAGAAAUGCAAGAAAACAAUAAAAUUCGGGCAGCAAAAGAGGAGGAAGCAAUGAAAGGCGUUGAAAUGGCACGCAAACAAGCAACUUCUAAUAGAGUCAUUAUUAAGUCCAAGAAGACAAAGAAGAACUGA